UGGAAAGUGAUGAUUAAUUCAAGGGUCUCUUAAUUCAAUGUUUUUUGUUAGAAGAAAUAUUAGUGAUGUGGUGAAGCCAAGAAGAUUGAUUUACGGCCACAUAGGAUUCAAUAUGAGCUGGAUUUAAUAAUGUUCACAUAAAAAGAGCCAUCAAAACAUAAUAAAAUAAAUUGUUCAUGUUCCUUUAUAUUUUAUUGUUUCAUCCUAAAUUUAUUUAUUUGUUUCUACUUCAAAAAAAUUCCGAAAAUCUUGGAAACUAUUAGAGGACUAAAAAAGUUGUUAGAGAGAGAGACCAAACAAAACUGCAGAUGAUUGAUUUGCAAUGGAUUUUGAUUAUUGAGGAAAGAACAAGAAGAAAGAAAGAUUAAAAAAAGACAGAAAAACUCAAAAACCAUAUUUCAUCUCUUUUAUUUGGUUAAUGCCAAAUAAAACAAACUCAUAAUUUAUGAAAACUUAAUUAAGUUAAAAUAUUAGAAUCUUGGAGAAACUAUUGUUUUUUCUUGAAGAUAGGUUUCAUGUGUGGGUUUUUGAGACAAUGCAGAGGGAGAGAAUGAGCAAGAAGAAGAGUAGUCAGGUUCAUUGUAUUUCCUCUCAUGAUCAUAUUCUCAUGAUGACUUCAACUUCAAAACACAUUCCUGAGAUCAGAUUGUACAAAGCCUGGAAGGGUAACAACAGAUUUUUCUGUGGUGGGAGACUAAUCUUUGGUCCUGAUGUUAACUCUCUCUUCCUAACCUCUUUCUUGAUUGGAGCCCCUGCCCUUACAUUCUGCAUAAGGAUGCUCGUGUGGAUUCAAAAAGACGAUCCUAUCUUCAACUACACCGUUCUGACUUCAGCAUUUAUCCUCACCCUCUUGGUGUUUACGUUUCUAUUCUUGACAUCAGCUAGAGAUCCAGGAAUCAUCCCAAGAAAUAAAACAUCAUUAAAUCUUGAAGAUGGCUCAAAUAGUUCCUUGACACAGUCUAUGGAAUGGGUCAACAACAAAACUCCUCAUCUCAAGAUUCCUAGAACAAAAGACGUUUUCGUUAACGGCUACACUAUCAAAGUCAAGUUCUGUGAGACUUGUUUGCUCUACCGUCCACCACGUGCAUCACACUGCUCCAUAUGUAACAACUGUGUCCAACGCUUUGAUCACCAUUGUCCAUGGGUUGGACAAUGCAUUGCCCAUAGAAACUACCCGUUCUUCAUCUGCUUCAUCUCAACGUCAACGUUGUUAUGCAUAUACAUCUUUGCGUUCUCAUGGAUCAAUCUAAUCCGACAGCCUGGGAGAUUGUGGAGUACAAUGUCUCAUGACAUAAUCUCUGUCAUUCUCAUCAUCUAUUCAUUCGUUUCUAUCUGGUUCGUUGGUGGCCUUACCAUUUUCCACGUCUAUCUUAUGUCUACAAAUCAGACAACUUAUGAGAAUUUUCGGUCCCGUUAUGAUAAGAAAGAAAACCCUUACAAGAGAGGGUUGCUGAAGAACGUUAAAGAAGUGUUGUUCGCCAAGAUCCCACCUUCUCAACUAGAUCUCAGAGCAAUGGUCCCAGAAGAAGAUGACGGAUCUGAGUAUGAGUCAGAGUAUAGCUCUUCCAUCAGAUAUGAUAAUGAAAAGGGAGGCAAACUCCCUAAAAGGGUGAGCCCGGAGAAGCUUAACUUAGAUAAUAUUGACAUUAGCAAUGAAUACGAGACAGCUAAAGAUGAUGCUUCUUCUGAGCUUGAUCCUUCUUUCUUCUCAUCUCAACUAGACUUGCCUAAGUAACAGCAAUGAAAUGACCCUCUUUAAUGUUGUAUCAUAUUUUAUCUAUAUUGUCAGGAAUAUUCUGAUGGAAUAGCAAGUACUAAGGAUUAGCUAGGUUUGAUUAGAGACCUAAAGUAAAAUUGUACAAAUGUGGCCCUUGAAGUUUUAUACUAUUUUUACUUAUAUAACUCAAUAUUUUUGUUAGGGUUACGACAUAAAUUUUGAGAAAAAAACAAAAAAUAUGACAAUAUUGUUUUAAUGCAUAGUUGGAUCAUGCACUAACAAAUGAUAAAUUUCAAAUAGGUUUGGAACCUUUGUUGUCUCCGUUUCUCUAGAGAAUAACGAUUUUAUAGUGGU
This is a messenger RNA of Brassica napus (rape), 2071 nucleotides long. RefSeq names its product probable protein S-acyltransferase 3. Gene Ontology annotation, biological process: peptidyl-L-cysteine S-palmitoylation; protein targeting to membrane. NCBI's taxonomy places the organism in Eukaryota, Viridiplantae, Streptophyta, Magnoliopsida, Brassicales, Brassicaceae. Gene Ontology annotation, cellular component: Golgi apparatus; endoplasmic reticulum. The coding region runs from base 536 to 1735 and encodes 399 amino acids. The record is from RefSeq and is a predicted model, not a curated record. The transcript has 5 exons. Gene Ontology annotation, molecular function: protein-cysteine S-palmitoyltransferase activity.